GCAGGGGGCUGGGCGCGGGGCUGGGGCCCGAGUGGCGGCGGCUCUUUGUUCAGGCGGCGGCGGCGGAGCGGACAGUGGACAGGUGAGAGCGGACAGUGGACAGGUGAGAGCGGACACUAGACAGCGUGAAAGAUGGAGGCGUAUGAUUCUGAGUCGGCCAGCAAGGUGGCCCUUUGGCAGCAGAGCUACAUGGACUCUGGCAUCCACUCCGGGAUCAACACCAAUGUGCCCUCGCUGAACGGCAAGGGGGAUGCAGAGGACUGGAAGCAGGGAGGAUAUACGGUCACCACCACCACCUACACCACAAACCAAAUGCCUGAAAUGGAGGAGCAGUUAGCGUCGACACGGGGCCAGCGCGUGCGGGCAGCCAUGUUCCCCGAGACCCUGGAGAGCGGUGUCCGCAUCCUGUCCACCCAGACUGACCCUGGCCAGGAGACCAAUGUCCAGAAGCUGUCCGAGUCGUCGCAGAUGCUGAAGGCCGCCAUCGUGCAACUCAUCAAUUACCAGGACGAUGCGGAGUUGGCCACCCGCGCCAUCCCCGAGCUCACCAAACUCCUCAACGAUGAAGACCAGGUUAUUGUCAGCAAGGCCACCAUGAUCGUCAACCAGCUGGUGAAGAAGGAUGCGUCGUGCCGCGCCCUGGAGCAGUCGCCGCAGAUGGUGGCUGCGGUGGUACGGACCAUGCAGAACACCAACGACAUGGAGACAGCCCGGCACGCAGCCGGGAUCCUCCACAACUUCUCCCACCACCGCGACGGCAUGCUGGCUAUCUUCAAAUCGGGCGGCAUCCCCGCUCUGGUCAGGAUGUUGAGCUCUCCCGUCGAGUCCAUCUUGUUCUACGCCAUCACCACCCUGCACAACCUGCUGCUCCACCAGGAGGGAGCCAAGAUGGCGGUGCGCUUGGCCGACGGGCUACAGCGGAUGGUUCCUCUGCUGAAGAAGAGCAACGUGAAGUUCCUGGCCAUCACCACCGACUGCCUGCAACUGCUCGCCUACGGGAACCAGGAGAGCAAGCUGAUUAUCUUGGCCAAUGGAGGCCCCGCUGCCCUUGUCCACAUCAUGAGGACCUACAACUACGAGAAGCUGCUCUGGACCACCAGUCGUGUCCUCAAGGUGCUGUCCGUCUGUCCCAGCAACAAGCCCGCCAUCGUGGAAGCAGGUGGAAUGCAGGCCCUGGGCAUUCAUCUGAGCAGCUCGAGCCCCCGCCUGGUACAGAACUGUCUGUGGACAUUGAGGAAUCUCUCCGAUGCAGCAACUAAGGAGGAAGGGUUGGACCAUCUCCUCACCGCCAUGGUGCAGCUGCUUGGCUCGGACGACGUCAACGUACUCACCUGUGCCACAGGUAUCCUGUCCAACCUGACCUGCAACAACUCCCGGAACAAGAUGGUGGUGUGCCAGGUGCGUGGCAUCUUCGCCCUGGUCCACAUGAUGCUGAGAGCAGGUGAGAAGGAGGACAUCAUGGAGCCCACAGUCUGUGCCCUCCGUCACCUCACCAGCCGCCACCCAGAGGCAGAGGUUGCCCAGAACGACGUGUGUGUCAACUACGGCAUCCCCACUGUGGUGGGACUACUCAGCCAGCCCUUCCACUGGCCACUCAUCAAGGCGACGGUGGGACUGGUGCGUAACCUGGCCCUGCUCCCGGCCAAUCACGGUGCUCUGAGGGACAGUAACGCCAUUCCCCGGUUGGUGCAACUCCUGGUCAAAGCUCACCAGGACACGCAGCGGCAAACGCCCGGCGGUGGGCAGUACAUGGACGGCGUACGUAUGGAUGAGAUCGUGGAGGGAUGUACCGGGGCGCUACACAUUCUGGCCCGCGAUCAGACCAACAGGGUCCUCAUUACCGAGCUCAACACCAUCCAGCUGUUUGUCCAGCUCCUGUACUCUCCGGUGGAAAACAUCCAGCGUGAGGCAGCGGGGGUCCUGUGUGAGCUAGCCCAGGACCGUGAGGCCGCGGAGGAGAUGGACCAGGAGCAGGCAACCGCCCCGCUGACCGAAAUGCUGCACUCCUCCAACGAGGGCAUCGCUACCUACGCCGCUGCUGUGCUGUUCCGGCUAUCGGAAGACAAGUCUCAGGAUUACCGCAAGCGGCUGUCUGUGGAAUUGACCAGCACGCUCUUCCACAACGACCAGGAUGCCUGGAAUGCGGUGGACCGUCUAAUGGCUGCUGAAGGAUACCAACCCGAGUCCAGCAUGAACUACAAUGCCUAUGACGCCCAAGAUCACGACAUGGGCCAUGACUUCGCAUUAGCCUAGGCAGCGAGCAGCUACCGCAUAAACAGGCCGGCGUGAGAGGGGCCAGGCUGCGUUUGGACAAGGCCGGGCGGUGUUCCGGGGGGGGGGGGGAUAAGUGCCUAACACGUCACCGACCGCCUGCAGGAUGCUGCUCAGCCUGGGAAUAAUCUCUACGUUUGGAUCAGCAACCUUCACUUCUGUCUAACACAACUUCACACCUUUGUCCCACAAACCACCCUCACUCAGCUUGGAGCUUCAGAGCCGCCCGCGUGCGUUUUACCAAAGGUCGACCUUGUUUUUAGAUCCAGUUUCUCUUUCGCUUUACAUUAUUUCGGGAUACAUUUGCUUGUUUUAAUCCGGUGUCUGGAGAUGCCGCCAGUGGUGCGGAGGAGGGGUGGGGGGGGGGGGGGUUAAAUUGUCCCAGUGGGAGAGUGGGGGGGAUUCUCCCUGACCCUAACCUGUGGCCACCUCUCGGCCACUGUCCGACCCUGCGUUGGGAAGCAGCGAGAGCCAGCCGACAAAACCAGCGGGAAUUAUACCGGAGGGGAGGGGAGGGUUGGCUCGGGUCGGGUCUGAUUUCCCCGGGAGCAGGCUUUAACAGCGCCUCUACCCCUCCAGGUUGCUACUGAUGGUGGCUGGUGUCUCUGUUACUUUUGCUGUGAUCAUUUUAAAGAGCUUUUCAAUAAUCCCUGAUUCCUUUUAUUGUACAUUGUCUGGUGAUUCAGGCCAUUUACGGUUUCAGUAAAACCACCUUUGAUAAUUCCUGUAAGUUUUUUUGUAAAAAGGAAAUUAAAAAACUAUAUCACAA
Molecule: messenger RNA, 3040 nt
Organism: Leucoraja erinaceus (little skate)
Lineage: Eukaryota; Metazoa; Chordata; Chondrichthyes; Rajiformes; Rajidae
Product: catenin beta-1-like
Exons: 15
Coding region: 133-2253 (706 amino acids)
Biological process (GO): cell adhesion; positive regulation of transcription by RNA polymerase II
Cellular component (GO): adherens junction; catenin complex
Molecular function (GO): alpha-catenin binding; protein phosphatase binding; cadherin binding
Source: RefSeq, a predicted model, not a curated record